AUGGGGCUGCUUGGCUCUUUCCAGCGCUGCUGCGUCUGUGGCCAGAGCGGGGCAACCAUCAUGUGCUGCCAGGAGGACUGCGAGAGAUGGUUCCACCUGCCCUGUGCCAAGGAGGGCGGCUGUGUCAAUCAGUACAUCACUCCAUACAGCUCUUACUGUCCCCAGCACCGUCCAGUGCAGGAGGUGCGGGCGACUCCAGAGCCGGGCACCGAUUGCCCCAUCUGCCUGGAGCCUGUGGAGGAUAGAAAGACCUUCAAUACCAUGGUGUGCCCAAAGUGCAAAAGAGCCUGGUUCCACAGGGACUGCAUCCAGGGACAGGCCAUGUGCGCUGGUCUUUUAUACUUCUGCUGUCCCCUGUGCAGAAACAUGGAGGACUUCUCUGUUGAAAUGAUGAUCAUGGGGAUCCGAAUCCCCUUCAGACAGCCAACAUGGGAGGACAACGACGCCUUUGCUUAUCUUGGAGAGAGGCACAGCACGUGCAAUGCCAGGGAAUGCCUUUACCCUGGAGGCAGGGAGGAGGCAGAACAAGAGGGAAUCCCAGGACAUCAGGCCCAGCUCCGGCACGCCGGUGCCAUCGGGGCUGGCUCCCCCGUCUCCAUCUCCAGAGACCAGCAGCCAAAACAGCCAGCAACAGCCAGCAUCACAGCAGUCACUGCCAUCUUCCUUGCUGGACACCAGCAGCCCCAGCAGAUCAAGGCCAACAUACAGCAGCUCCCCAGACCCUGA
Messenger RNA from Passer domesticus (house sparrow), 726 nucleotides. RefSeq names its product PHD finger protein 7-like. NCBI's taxonomy places the organism in Eukaryota, Metazoa, Chordata, Aves, Passeriformes, Passeridae. Bases 1 to 726 code for a protein of 241 amino acids. The record is from RefSeq and is a predicted model, not a curated record. Gene Ontology annotation, cellular component: nucleus. The transcript has 5 exons.